Molecule: messenger RNA, 2504 nt
Organism: Cygnus olor (mute swan)
Lineage: Eukaryota; Metazoa; Chordata; Aves; Anseriformes; Anatidae
Product: antigen-presenting glycoprotein CD1d-like
Exons: 6
Coding region: 572-1588 (338 amino acids)
Biological process (GO): antigen processing and presentation, endogenous lipid antigen via MHC class Ib; positive regulation of T cell mediated cytotoxicity; immune response
Cellular component (GO): external side of plasma membrane
Molecular function (GO): lipopeptide binding; endogenous lipid antigen binding; exogenous lipid antigen binding
Source: RefSeq, a predicted model, not a curated record
CCAAAGGGCAGCCGUGGUGCAGCUGGCGAGGGAGGGAGCGGGGGGACGGUGGUCCCUGCAGUCCCCUCAGGUGAUGGCUGAUCUUCAAAGUCCCCUUUCAAGCGGCCACCAGUCCCCUCAGUCUCCUCAGGGCCUCAAACCCUCAGCUCAGGUGCCUGCUGGUGCCCGAAGUCCCCUCAGGUGACCAGCAGUCCCCACAGGACCUCCUCGAUGACCGUUCCUCUUCGCAUUACCCUCUGCUGACCGCUGCUCCCCACAGUCCCCUCAGUGCUUGGCUCAGGGGAUUGGGGACCCUUGGCGCAAGGCCAAGCUUUGCCUCCCUCAUUGUCUUGGGGUGCAACGGCAGCCCUAGGAAAACCCACCCAGACCUGGCAGCCCUGGGUGUCCCAGCCCAGCUCUUGACACCUUAGACCCCACCCUGAAACCUCAAUGCCAGCUCCAUUGGCUGUCAGGGCACCCAGUGCCACCCAGUGCCACCACUGAUGUCAGAGUCACCCUGGGGAGAAGUGAGCAGCCCACACAGCUCCAUCUUCCAACUGCUGUGUUUGCCUGUGGCCUUGCUGUGGAUACCAUGCAGCCCCAUUGCCUUCUCCUCUUCCCCAUCCUCCUCUUCCCUGGGACGUGGGCAGAGCCGGAGGGUAAGUACCCCUCUCCAGCAGGCUCUCACAUGCUCCAGCUGCGCCAUUUCGUCACCUUCCAAAAUGCCACGUCCAUGCAAGUGGGGGGGCUUGGCCUCGUGGGGGACAUCAACAUCGGUUCCCUGGACAGACGCACUGGGGACAUCCAUUACCACCAGCCCUGGCUGCAUCCAGCCCUGCCUAAAGGUGACUGGGAUGUCAUUGAGAGCUCCAUCAAGUCAUACCUGCGGGAUUUCAACAGCCUGGUGCAGACACUCAUCAGGCACACCAGGGUGUCCUACCCUUUCGUCUUCCAGUCCUCCAUAAGCUGCAAGCUCCAGCCCAACAGGACUACCAGGACCUUCCUUGGCAUUGCCUACGAGGGCCAGGACUUGAUCCGGUUCCACCUGAACAAGGGAACUUGGGAUCAGGUGCCAGAUAAUGAGAUGUCAGCAACCGCUGAGCAUUUGUUGAACAAUGCCACCACCCUCAAUGAGCUGAUACAAGUGCUCCUCAAUGUCACCUGUGUUGACAUUUUGGAAAGGUUCAUUGAGUACGGGAAGGCAGAUCUGGAGAGGCAAGAGCCGCCCACUGCCACUGUCUUUGCCCGCACGGCUGGCCCAGCCCAGCUCCUGCUGGUUUGCCGCAUCACCGGCUUCUACCCGCGGCCCAUCAGCGUGGCCUGGCUGCGGGAUGGCCGUGAGGUGCCGCCGGGCCCGGACCUGAACACCAGCACUGUCCUGCCCAAUGCCGACCUCACCUACCAGAUCUACAGCGUCCUGACCGUGGCCCCCCGUGAUGGGCACAGCUACGCCUGCCGCGUUCGCCACCGCAGCCUGGGCACCCACAGCCUCCUCAUCCCCUGGGGGAAAUCAAAUGCUGGGCUGAUCGCAGGGCUUGCGGUUGCUCUGCUGGCAGCUGUGGUUGUGAUUGGUGCACUUUGGGUGCGGAGAUACAGGAAGUUCCAUUAAAUGGAAGAAUGGAUCCCAGCAGCUUUCUCCUGAGCACGGCAGCCCUGUCUGCUUCAAAGCCCCACCUUGAGGCACAACCUCCGCCUCCCUCUGCUGUGACGAAGCUCCAGGCACCACCAGGAGCAAGAUCGUCUCAGCACGGAGGCACAGCAGGGAAAUAUGUGGUACUCAAGCUGUGCUGUUAUUUGCAUAAUGGACGAGGAUGCAAGUCUGAGACCUCCUCACUUGUUACACAUAAUCACUUUGUACCUCAUGGCACUACCUGUGCACCUGCUGAGGCUCCUUCAGGCACGCCAGUUCCCCAUAGCAAUUUCUUCCAGGUCCGGUAUGAUAACGGUACUGUCAGCAGGCAGUACGCUGCACCCCUUCCACUGUCACUUUCUAGAUAUUUCUCUUAAAAGCUGCUUUUACUAACCAUAUUCCAGAAAUAGCUGUGCUUAACCUGACCUGUUACACACAGGGUAAGUGCACACAAGUUGUGUUUAUGGCACCAAGUAGCACUGCACUCUGAGGUGAUCUGAGGGAGCUGCGGGCAUGGAUAAAACGACAAUGAACCACGGAUGUUUUUGCCAAGAACACAUGCCUUUUAUAAAGGUUUCUGUGGGCUUGGGGAGGGUUUAGCCAGCUUGAGCAUAGCACUGCAGAAAUUAUCAGGGCUAAUUUCAGGGCUUCAGGCUAGUUAACAGAAGCAGUAGAGAAAGGGAGCCGAGCUCUGAAGGGCAUCGCCACCCGCCAGCCCCACGGGGCCAAGGAUCCCGCGGCUGGGGGGUGCUGUGCCCCAGGCUGGGCUCCUCGUGGGGCCGGGAGGCUGCAGCAUGGGGCAUGCAGGGCCCCGACUGCUGAGAGACCCGGCAGGAAGGGGUGCCCGGAGGAAGAGGGGGGACUGCAGCCCCUGAGGGGACCACGGGACCCAGCG